Molecule: messenger RNA, 357 nt
Organism: Exophiala xenobiotica
Lineage: Eukaryota; Fungi; Ascomycota; Eurotiomycetes; Chaetothyriales; Herpotrichiellaceae
Exons: 2
Coding region: 1-357 (118 amino acids)
Biological process (GO): protein folding in endoplasmic reticulum
Cellular component (GO): EMC complex
Source: RefSeq, a predicted model, not a curated record
AUGCCCUUUCUCUCUCAGCUCCUCGUCCUUGUGGGCGUCUUGUCGCUAUUCCAUGCGGCUUAUUCUGCUCACGAAUUUUCGACUCUAUCAACCAAACUCCACAAACCUGCUCCCUUACCCCUUGACAUCAAGCUGGAGACUCUUGUUUCAGUAUUUAUGGCAUGCUUCGGUCUCAUACUCGGAUCAGACCCAUUGAAACCCGUCAGCUGGAGUGCUUGGGCAGGCAAGAUAGAAAGAGAAGGCCAGCCAAAUCCUUUCCGGGGCCUUGAGGAACGAGUGGGCUUUAUGGACAUCAGGGCUCAGCGAAGCGAAUUCUCAAAAUGGGCUCGUCAGCAAGGCAAUCCCUCGAAGAGUUGA